AGGGGCGGGAGAUGAAGUAGCAUUAUAUAUUUCAGCUCUGAAUCUUUCAUUCCUCACAUUCUGAUCUGUCAGGGUCAGUUGAUGUUUCUUGCUACAGUUUCAAGUGACCAAGUGUGCUGCGCCCAGAUUCCACAUCAUGGCCUGUGAACUGGCAAGUGUGAAUAGUGCUUUGGAAGCCUUGCUGACAGUGUUCAAAAGAGCUGCCAGUCAUGACAGCGACAACUUGACUCUGAGCCGCGGUGAACUCCAUCAUUUGAUUAAGACUGAGCUUCCUUUUUUGGUGCAGCCCAACUUUGAAAAACAUUUUGAGAGUUUCUUCCAGUGUAUGGAAGGUAAUCCUGGCAGUAAUGUCGAUUUUAAAGAGUUCAUGUGCCUGUUAGCGACUAUUGUGAUGUGCCGUGACCAAGAACUAUCCCAGCAACUACAUUAAUGACAUCUGGAGUCAUCAGUAACAGCCAAUGGAACUAUCAAUAGCAAAUAAACUUAUCUCAAAAUGA
Messenger RNA from Stegostoma tigrinum, 497 nucleotides. RefSeq names its product protein S100-Z-like. The transcript has 3 exons. The coding region runs from base 137 to 430 and encodes 97 amino acids. The record is from RefSeq and is a predicted model, not a curated record. NCBI's taxonomy places the organism in Eukaryota, Metazoa, Chordata, Chondrichthyes, Orectolobiformes, Stegostomatidae.